GGUAGGAGAAAGGAUCUUAGUGCACAUGCUCAUAUAGAAAAUAUUGUCAUUGAAUCCUUCCAAUCUCCUUUUGAAGAGAUAAAGUCUGCUACCUCUUAUGCUCUUGGUAAUAUCGCUGUUGGCAACCUUCCAAAAUACUUGCCAUUUAUCUUGGAUCAGAUUGAUAAUCAGCAGAAAAAAUAGUAUAUCUUGCUUCAUUCUUUGAAGGAGGUAAUUGUGAGACAAUCUGUUGAUAAAGCAGAGUUUCAAGAGUCGAGUGUUGAGAAAAUACUUAAUUUACUCUUCAACCACUGUGAAAGUGAAGAAGAAGGGGUGCGCAAUAUGGUGGCCGAGUGUUUGGGAAAAAUUGCACUUAUUGAACCUGCAAAACUUGUUCCUGCACUCAAGGUAAGAACAACCAGCCCAGCUGCUUUUAUCCAAGCUACUGUUGUCAUUGCUGUAAAGUACUCUAUAAUGGAACGUCGUGAGAAGAUAGACGAGAUAUCAUCAUUUCUAAUGCUUAUCAAGGAUAAUGACAGUCAUGUUAGACGAGCUGUUGUCCUGGCUUUAAGCACAUUUGAACACAAUAAGCCGAACCUCAUCAAAGGUCUUCUUCCUGAUCUGUUGCCUCUUAUCUAUGAUCAGACAAUUGUUAAGCAAGAGCUUAUACGGACAGUUGAUCUUGAAUUGAGGAAGGCAGCGUUCGAAUGUGUGGACACAUUAUUGGAUAGUUGUCUUGAUCAAGUGAACCCCUCAUCAUUCAUUGUUCCUUAUCUGAAAUCUGGGUUGGAUGAUCAUUAUGAUGUUAAAAUGCAUUGCCAUCUCAUACUCUCAAAGCUAGCUGAUAAAUGUCCUACUGCAGUCUUGGCAGGUUCUUAA
Messenger RNA from Arachis ipaensis, 858 nucleotides. NCBI's taxonomy places the organism in Eukaryota, Viridiplantae, Streptophyta, Magnoliopsida, Fabales, Fabaceae. The record is from RefSeq and is a predicted model, not a curated record.